AUGCACGGUGACGUUGAAGCUGCUGGCGUCGGAGCCAUCGAGGUUUUGCCAUUCUUUCGCGAAAACGAUAACGCCUCAGUGGAUCCAGCUAUUCGAGAUACUGGUGUGCGACUUCAAGUUCAACGGACUGGUCAAGAUGAACUCUCUGCCGUGGAGACUGGUCAUGGGCGGAUCGCGUGGUGA
This is a messenger RNA of Phytophthora nicotianae INRA-310, 183 nucleotides long. RefSeq lists its product as hypothetical. The transcript is spliced from 2 exons. Bases 1 to 183 code for a protein of 60 amino acids. Lineage: Eukaryota; Oomycota; Peronosporomycetes; Peronosporales; Peronosporaceae. The record is from RefSeq and is a predicted model, not a curated record.